AACCAAUAAGUUCAUGCGCAUGCGCAAGUAGCAACAUGUCUGGUGAAAGUAACGCACCGAAGGCUGACCUGGGAUUGCUCGAAGAAGACGACGAGUUUGAGGAGUUUCCCAUUGAGGAUUGGAUGGCGACGGACGAAGAUCCCGGUGAUGCACACGUUUGGGAGGAUAAUUGGGAUGAUGAUAACGUAGAGGACGACUUCUCACAACAGCUAAGAGCUGAACUCGAGAAGAAUGGCAUCCAGACGACUAAACAGAAGGAAGACGCGAUGCAGCAAUGACUUGAGGACGUUUCACAUAGGAGCUGACUGUUAAUUUAAUUCUAUCAUGUGACUUAUGCCAGGCAGUGACCAAACGUGCACACAACAUUCCAUAACACAAACCAAUACAACAGUCUGUUAUGAUGCGA
Molecule: messenger RNA, 406 nt
Organism: Corticium candelabrum
Lineage: Eukaryota; Metazoa; Porifera; Homoscleromorpha; Homosclerophorida; Plakinidae
Product: 26S proteasome complex subunit SEM1-like
Exons: 3
Coding region: 36-278 (80 amino acids)
Biological process (GO): double-strand break repair via homologous recombination; mRNA export from nucleus; proteasome assembly
Cellular component (GO): proteasome complex; proteasome regulatory particle, lid subcomplex
Source: RefSeq, a predicted model, not a curated record